Rhodofomes roseus is the source of this 1182-nucleotide messenger RNA. RefSeq lists its product as uncharacterized. Bases 1 to 1182 code for a protein of 393 amino acids. Lineage: Eukaryota; Fungi; Basidiomycota; Agaricomycetes; Polyporales; Fomitopsidaceae. The record is from RefSeq and is a predicted model, not a curated record. The transcript has 2 exons.
AUGAAAGGCAGCGCGGACAACCGCGAUGAGCGCCGAUGGUCUGAGGUAUUUCCGCCCCACACCGCACUCACCUUCGCCGCCGUCUGGGACCCCGUAGAGGGUAUGAUCACCUUCUCCGGAGCACAUCUCUUCGACUCCGAGGGCGGCGAGCGCGGCACCUCCCGGCCGCUCCCUAAGGACGCGGUAGACAAUCAGUCGCAGGCUUUGACAAUCGACAUGCUCCUUCACCAAAUUCAUUCUCAGGGCGCUGCGUCAGGCGCGUGUGAUCGCGAGCGGGACAACGGCGACCCUAGCUCAUGGGCGUGCGAUGGGCAGACGGACACCGACGGCGUCAACUCACAGUUCCUUCCGCAGUGGUUGGGUGUCCCGCGCGGCAUGAGCACGGGCCUCAAUAGUCCGGCGUUUGCGUCGUCUGCGGCGUUAACGCUGAUGACUCCCGAGUCAAAUACGCAGGGCAUGCACCACCAGAGGUACUCCAAUCUGCUUCGUGCGGCUGGUGCCAUGCCGGACUGGCCCAACGGUGCACCUUUCCGUCCCAUGCCCGUACACAAAGAGUCCUUCACACGCUCCGAGGACGCCGUGACGGAUGAGGGGUUCUUCGAGGGCAGACAAAUGCCCAACGGGAGCUACGGUAGUCUUCCCGUCCUUGUGAACUUGAACUUGAGUUCUAGAUUCUCUGUUACGACCACGUCCACGAACGAAUACAUCGAAGUCGACUUCCCCUCCCAAUACGGUUACAAUGAGCUCGACUGCGAGUCGUCUACCUGGGAGACCGUCCGGGGCGCCGAGCGCCAUUUUUGCUUGAACAUCCCUCCACCACCCGAACGCCGGCGCCGGCUCCGAAAGCGCACUUCCCCUGUCUCCUCUCCCACCACCGAGUCCCAGCCCGCCAGCCCUCAUUCCGUCCUCUCGCGUCGACGCUUCAACCACGGUGCGCCCGAUAUGUCUCCACGUACGCCCACCACGCCCGGGCCGUCACCGCUGCAGAAGGUCUGGCCGCCCCGACCACCCACUCCGCCGCCGCCUGCGUCGCUCCCGUCAACACUGAAGCGAAAAGCAUCCGUCGCACGUGCGAAGGUGAUGGAUCGCUUACAGAAAGUGGGAAAGAACGACGAGGAUGGGUGGGUAUGCGUCGAGGUCGAGCACCGGGUGGUCCACCGCGUGGAGCACAACAUCGUUUAG